AUGCUCUCCAUGGCCCUGCUGCUGGCCUUCUGGAUGUACCGCCACCGCAAGCCGCCCUAUGGCCACGUGGACAUCAACGAGGUCGGCCCGUUUCCCCUGACCGUCUCCCUCCCAUCUCCCUAGCUCUGUCUCUUUCACUUUUGCUUCCCGUCACUCUUCUGUACUCAUCUUUGAAUGAAUGAAUUUAUUUGACACAUUUAAAAUGCGUGCAGACUUCCCUCAGCCGAGUACAACGAUACACACAGAAAAAAAUCAUUGAUGAUUAAAAACACAAUAAAGUCAACACUUAUGUACAUUGUGGUCCUCCUGUCUGUCUGUCUGUGGUAUUGGCUCUCUUUGUUUGUAGAGAUAAUGUAGCUUUUGAAAUAUCUUAUGUGGUGCUACCUCUUUCCUGUUUGUGGUUUCUCACCCCUAUUCUCUCACUCCUGUAUUCUCUAACUCGCUCUCUUGCCCUUUUCAUCCCUUCUUCUUCGGAGGCCAUCUUGUUAGCAGCCCCUAAGCUGCCAAGUAGGCCAUGCAAAGCCUCUAUUAAUGAUCAGCUCCAUCUAGAGGUAGUCGGCUGCCACUGCACUGUGAUAUAGGUCCCUCCUAUAGGACCAUUGUUAGUAUACUACUGUCAGUUUUUUGCAUGUGUAGAUCUACAGUACCCUAGCUAUUGUGUAGAAGGGCUUAUUUGUUUUUCUUGAAGUUAAACUGUUUUGCAACAGAGUUUUAGAAUUCAUGUUUUUCAUUUGAUAUCAAAGCUCCAGUUAUUAUAGAAGUCGUAAGUAUGUUGUGAGUGGCAAUUGAUCCUCAUAGGCUUGUUGAAUGUAAUGACCCAGUGUUUCCCUGUACUGACCUCUGACCUCUUAUCUACCAGGAUCCUGGCCUAGUUCCCCCUCCCUCCCCCCUGGUGGGGCUCAAACCCCUGCAGUUGCUGGAGAUCAAGGCAAGGGGGCGCUUCGGUUGCGUGUGGAAGGCCCAGAUGAUGAACGAAUACGUGGCUGUCAAGGUCUUCCCCAUUCAGGCAAGUGGCUGAAGCGUUGAUGUAACGAUCCCUGUGUUUGUGUGUACCCUCUGAAGCGUUGAUGUAACAUUCACUCUGUUUGUGUGUGUCCUCCUACAGGAUAAGCAGUCGUGGAUGAAUGAGCGGGACGUGUUCCUCACGCCGGGGAUGAAGCACGAGAACCUGCUGCGCUACAUCGCCGCAGAGAAGCGCGGGACCAACCUGGAGAUGGAGCUGUGGCUCAUCUCUGAGUUCCACGAGAGGGUGAGGAGGGAGACUGGGGUGGAGGGAGAGGUGUUAAGGUGCAGGGAGGUUAGGGUGGGAGGAGUUAAAUUGAUGACAUUAUUACAUCCAGUUUGUGGUAUCUCUCAGCAAAUAAGUGUACAACUAGCUGUUUCAAGUCUGGGUCAUUAGUUUACAUCAAUUAGCCUCCACAAGGUCCCUCCAUUGAGCUUUAGCAAUGUUCUCUAGCCUUCUAUAUCAGGCUUGCUACAGAGACCCACUAUUUACUUAUUGACACUUAG
Molecule: messenger RNA, 1509 nt
Organism: Coregonus sp. 'balchen'
Lineage: Eukaryota; Metazoa; Chordata; Actinopteri; Salmoniformes; Salmonidae
Source: the annotation of a GenBank genome assembly